Messenger RNA from Triticum dicoccoides, 6305 nucleotides. Its product is annotated as putative disease resistance protein RGA3. Bases 280 to 5946 code for a protein of 1888 amino acids. Gene Ontology annotation, molecular function: ADP binding. The transcript has 7 exons. Gene Ontology annotation, biological process: defense response to other organism. The record is from RefSeq and is a predicted model, not a curated record. NCBI's taxonomy places the organism in Eukaryota, Viridiplantae, Streptophyta, Magnoliopsida, Poales, Poaceae.
ACUACUAGUACUAGACGCCCUCCUAGAGGAUGGCAAGGACUCCGGGGCGCUGUGCUGUGGGUUGGUGCGAUUUCAAAGUCAACGAGGGCUUGUUUGUUCGAUCUGGGCGCAUCUGCUGGUUCGCCGGGGCGGGGGGCAUCCCCCUUUGCUCCAACCAUCCAAUACAAGUAAAUAUCAGAGGCAUCGGCUCAUCUUGCAGCACCAAGAUCUUUCUACAACCAGAAGCCAGGAGCUAAUUUCUAUCCUUAGAUCCAAGCGCAGGUUACUGAAGCUGUAGCAAUGGGGAUGGUCCUUGAGGCUUUUGCACCCUACGUGAUGAAAAUGCUCGUGGAGAUGGCACAAGAAGAGGUGGGGAUGCUCCUCGGUGUCUCCAGCGAGAUCGAGAGCAUGGAUAUCAUGCUCGGCGACCUCACGAACUUCCUUGCCGAUGCCGAUCAGCGGAACCUCACAGAUGAAUCCGUUCGGGACUGGGUUGCGCAACUCACACGCGCCAUGUAUGGGGCAACCGACAUCAUUGACCUCUGCCAGCUCAAGGCCAUGGAAAGUGGUCAAGCUUAUGGCAUGGGGUGUUUUAAUCCUUUGCUGUUCUGUAUAAAGGAACCUUUCCAUGCCCACGACAUUGGCAUCCGCAUCAAGGAGUUCAACCGGAGGCUUGACGCAAUCAGGGAGCGUGGCGCUGCAUUCAACUUCGUAAGUCUUGGUUCCCUCGAGGACCAUGGAGGCGAGGUGCACACAUCUUAUCCCUGCAAUCGCGAGACUUCAGGAGAGCUUGACCAGUGGAAUGUGGUUGGGGAGAAGAUCGAAGAAGCCACAGAGGCAUUAGUGGCCGAUAUCAUAAAAACAAGAAAUGAGGUCAACAACGACAUCGCGGUAGUCGCCAUCGUAGGCGGGUGUGGGAUUGGCAAGACCACCCUUGCGCAGAAGGUCUUCAAUGACGAGGCCAUCCAAGCUGGGUUCGACAAGAGGAUAUGGCUGAGCGUCAACAAGAACUUCCAAAAGGCUGAGCUUCUGAAAACCGCAAUCAUCGAAGCCGGAGGUGACUUAUUACAUCAUGGAAAUGAGGCCUUGCUUGUGCAAAGGCUUGGCUCGUCCUUGGAAGGGAAGAAGGUCUUGCUGGUGAUGGAUGAUGUUUGGAGCCCCGAACCAUGGGACCAUGUGCUCAGAGUACCAUUUCUAAAUGGUGCUGUGCAAGGUAGUCGAGUGCUCAUCACCACGAGAAAUGAAGGUGUUGCCCGUAGGAUGAGAGCCGAGCAUCCCUACCACCGUGUAGAUAAAUUAGGUCCAGAAGAUGCCUGGUCAUUGCUGAAGAAACAGAUAAUCUCCAGCGAGAUAGAUGAACCCGAGAUUGAUAUGCUAAAGGAUAUUGGAUUGCAAAUUAUAGCAAAUUGUGGUGGUUUGCCACUUGCUGUUAAAGUGAUGGGAGGAUUGUUGUGUCAGAGGGACAGGCGACAGCGUGACUGGGAGGUGCUUCUGAAUGAUUCAAGUCCAGGAUAUGAAAUGCCCAAGGAGAUAAACUACUCAGUGUACUUGAGCUAUGAAGAUCUGCCACCUUAUCUGAAGCAGUGCUUUCUGCACUACUCACUUCUUCCUACAAAUACAGUGUUCUAUGAGAAUGACAUUGUUGGCAUGUGGAUUAGCGAAGGUUUUCUUCACGGAAACUCACAGGAUUUGGAAGGUUAUUUAGAUUUGGAAGAUUUAGGAAGUGAGUACUACAACAAGCUUAUACGGAGGAACCUUAUAGAGCCAGAUGCAAGGUACACUAGUCAACGGGUUUGCAACAUGAAUGAUGUUGUUCGCUCAUUUGCUCAAUCCAUUUGUAGGGAUGAGGCACUAGUAGUGGCUCACAAUGGAGAUAUGUAUGGUUAUCUUAGUUCAAGAAACUUUUAUCGGGUGUCUCUACAAAGCAAAGGAUUGGAGUCAGAUAUGUUAGUCUGGAGUCUUGUACAAGAACAGACAUCAUUGCGAAUGCUAGUAUCAAUUGGCCAGAUAAAGCUUAAACCUGGUGAUUCUUUGAUGGCUUUUCCAACUCUGCGAAUCCUACAUAUAGAAUCCACAAAUGCUGCUGCGUUUGUUGAAUCUUUGUGUCAACUGAAGCACCUGAGCUAUUUGUCUGUAGCACACACUGAUGUAUCUAGUCUUCCAGAAAACAUCAACACGAUGAAAUUCUUGCAGCAUAUUAACCUCCAGGGCUGUGAAAGUUUUGAGAAACUUCCUGAUGGCAUUAUAAAGCUAGAGCAGCUUAGGUAUCUAAACCUUAAUGACACAGGUAUAAAUGUUAUACCUUGGGGUUUUCAUGGUCUAAUAAAUUUGAGGAAAUUAUAUGGGUUUCCAGCCCAUAUGGAUGGUGACUGGUGUAGUCUGGAAGAGUUGAGGCCUCUUUCCCAGUUAAGAGAAAUUGGAUUGAAGGGUUUAGAGAAUAUAGCUGCUCCCUCAUUUGCCGCACAGGCCAGGCUUGGUGAGAAGGUGCAUCUUACCUACUUGAAGUUAGAGUGCACCAGCAGAUCGGGAGGUGAUGAGUUGGUUAAGGAAGGAAGAGGUGUUUUUCAGGAUGAAGAAAAACAACGAAUUGGGGCGGUGUUUGAUAGGCUCGCCCCACCACACUGCUUAAGCAUUCUUGACAUCCAAGGAUACUUUGGUCUGCAGCUCCCAAUUUGGAUGAGAACAACAGAAGUGAUCCUUCUUGAAAGCUUGGUUGUUCUGACGAUGGUAGAUUUGGCUUGCUGCACCCAGCUUCCAUCUCGCUUGUGCCGGCUUCCCAACUUGAGGAUCCUUAAGAUUCAACGAGCCCCAGCCAUCAGCCGUGUUGGGCCUGAAUUCCUAGGAGCUCACGAAGGUCAUAUCCAAGAGUUGAUCAUGUUUCCUAGAUUGCGUGAGCUGGUCUUCUUUCGAAUGGUGGAGUGGGAGGAGUGGGUGUGGGAGAAGCAAGUAAAUGCGCAAGCCAUGCCUGUCCUGGAGGAGCUUCUGCUCGAUAACUGCAAACUCAGUAGCCUUCCUCCUGGCCUUGCCUUCCACGCAAGGGCUUUGAAACGACUGGUCAUUACUGCGGCUGUAAACCUCAGCUCUCUUGAUAGUUUUGCCUCUGUUGUUGAGCUUGACGUGUAUUUCACUCCACAGCUGAGAAGUAUAACUGAUCUGCAUGAACUCCAGAAGCUUACAAUCGCAUUCUGCCCAAAGCUCGAGAGAUUGAUUCGUGUUCCUGCAAUCCGAAGACUUGUGCUGGAGGAUUAUGACAUGGAAACACUCCCGGGAUACCUUCAAGAUGUAGGGAACCUGGGCGUUUUGCAGCUAGACUGCAGCGCAGAGCUUCUCACGUCCAUAGCAUUGGGCAAACCUGGACCAGAGUGGAAAAAGUACAGCCAUGUCAAGCAUGUCAAGGCAUAUGCACAUGAUGGGGGCAAUCGAAGGAAAUGGUACGUCUUAUACACAAAACAUCCCUACAAAUUAGAGACGAACAUCAGCCAACACUCAUCCAAACUGGCAGCUGUUGGCAAAGAUGAAGACAAGCUUAUUGGCAAAGAUGAAGAAUACAUUAUUGGCAUAAACAGCUUAAAUGACUCAGUCAACGAAGAUAACCGAGAACUUGUUGGAAUUCAUAAGCCAUGCGAGGAUCUAAUCAAGUUGCUGAUGUGUGGCGAUGAGAAAGAACUAAAAGUGGUCUCCAUUUGUGGAACUGGGGGUUUGGGUAAAACCACUAUUGCACGUGCAGUUUAUAGGAAGAUUGCAAAUGAAUUCAGUUGUAAAGCUUUUGUUGACGUGCCCCGUGAUCCUGACAUAAAAGUGAAUAUUGGGACCAUAUGUGGUGAAGUUGGUUGUCCUCGUCCCAAGUUUGAAGAAUGUGAUGUUCAACAACUACUCGACCGACUCAAAAUAUUCUUUGAAGAGAAAAGGUACUUAAUCAUUUUGGAUGGUAUGUGGACCACAUCAGUAUGGGAUCAAAUUCUGCCUGCACUGAAAGAGAAUAAACAUGGAAGUAGAAUAAUGAUUACAACUCAGAAUGCCAGUAUUGCUGAACAUGUUGGUGGUCUUUAUCAUCUGCCACUUCUUUCUUACAAUGAUUCAAAUAUGUUAUUCUUCCAAAGAACAUUAUUUGGGAGUGAACGUCAUUGUCCUCCUCAAUUUAGAGAAUUGUCCAAGAAAAUGAUAAGCAGAUGUGGACUGUUACCAUUAGCCAUCAUUGUCGUAACUGAUUUACUGCCUAAAGUUAUGGUGUUAGAUGAAUGGCAAAAGGUGUGCGAUUCUAUUGAAAUGGGUGACAAUAUGGAGAAUAUCAGAAGAGUUUUACAACACACUUAUGAUGAUCUACCUCAAGAUCUCCAGAGAUGCUUGCUGUGUCUAGGUAUUUUCCCAGAGGGCUAUGAGAUUGGAAGAGAUAGUUUGGUGCAGAGAUGGAUAGCUGAAAAUUUAAUAUGUGGGGAGCGUGGACAGAACUUACAGGAACUGGGUGAGAGUUAUUUUUCUGAACUCGUAAAGUGUAACAUGAUCCAACCGAUAGAAUUUGACAGUUCUGGAAGGGAUCUGCUUUACCGUGUACCUGCAAUAACUCUUGAUUUUAUUGUCAGUUUGCCAGUUCACAAGAAUUUUGUUACUAUAUUACCUGCCCUACAACAACAAACAGAUCUCUCAAGCAAGGUAGAACGAUUAUCUCUCCAAGACAGCAAUGAGCGACAUGAUGUGCUAAGAGCAACCAAGACCACUGGCCAAGUGAGUUCACUCUCUCUCUUUAAUGGUGCUGAUUUGAUGCAGCCACUUUCAAAGUUUCAAGGGCUGCACGUGUUAUAUUUACAGAGAUGUGAUUCUGUGAAGAAUGAACAUCUUAAGGGUCUUGAGAGUUUGGAUAAGCUGAGGUAUCUGGUUCUAGGCAGCAGUCAGAUUACUGAGAUCCCAAAAAAGACCGGGGAACUACGCCAUCUGCAGAUGCUGGAUUUGAGGGCAACUGGUGUAAAAGAGCUACCAUCGAGUAUUGUUAAGCUUACAAAACUACGGUGUCUGCUUAUUAACAGAUCCACAGAAGUGCCAGAUAAGAUUAUCGGGAAACUACAUGCUCUAGAAGAACUAGCGGAAAUCGAUAUCUCCAAGUCUCCAAAUAUUCUGCAAGAGAUUAGUACCAUGCCAAAACUGAGGGUGCUCAGCAUUGCCUUGUGGUCAUGGGAUGAGCUUCAUACCACACUUCUGUCCGACACUCUCUGCAAAUUGACUACGAAGAAACUCAAGCAUCUAUCUAUUUUCUCUUACUGUUUACUAGAUUUCAAGUCAAAAAGAGAGUCAGAUUUAAAGCCACUCCAAAAACUUGAAAAGCUUGAGAUACAGGGCAGCAUAUUUGAUAAAUUACCACAUUGGAUUAGCAGCCUCACUGUUCUCCGCUCCUUGUCCAUUGAGAUCUACUCCUUUGGAAAGGAUACCCUUGAAAUACUCGGGAAAUUAGAGCAUCUUGUUUUCCUAUCCCUUGUUGCGAAGCGGAGUGCAGGAGAAAAGUUAGUGAUUGUUAAAAAUACAUUCUGUACCCUGAAAACCUUCCUUCUGUUCAAUCGUGCCAUGGCGAUCGGGUUCGAGAAAGGAGCUAUGGAGAAACUUCAAAGUCUUAAGUUAACGCUGCAGGCGUCACUGACAAAAACGGAUGAUCUUUGUUUGGGCCUGGAUACUCUCUCUUCACUUCAGCACGUCCAUGUUGAAAUUAUCUGCUUUAGUGCCACCAAUGGGGCUGUGAAGGUAGCUGAGACUGCAAUCCGGAGCAUGAUUGGAAAUAACCCUGGUAAGCCUAGACUUGAAAUGAAAAGAAUCAUGGAGGGAUAUAUGGAAGAAGAUAAAAAGGAAGAGUCAGAAUGUGAAAUCGAGGUAGAAGAUGAAGAUCAAGAAGCACUCUGUGUGACAAAGCCGGAAGAACAGACCGUUACAGCAAAGAAGAAGAAGAGCAGGAGGGCAAGGAAGAAGAACAAGAGGCAUCACUAGAAACAACGAAGAUCGGUGCCUUCGCCUACUUCUACCUGGGUGGACUUCCAUUUUGUUUUUGUUUGUGUUCUGUAUUUGCUUCCGUUUGCACGUGAAUUCAUGAACUACCACCAGCAGGGUGCCUCGUGCACAACAUCAGAACUUUAUAAUCUGUAAUAGGACUAGUCAUCUCGGUACUUAAAAACUGAUGCAUCGUGGUGCUGCCAGUUUUUUUGCCCCAUAGCCCAAACCCGGGUGGUGGGUUUUUCUGGCGGUACGGUGCUUACAACUCUCUGUCUAAUUUCUUGUACUAGUUCAUUUAUUGCCGUUGUGAAAUAUAAUCAAGAAUGAGGGAAACCUUGUUCGAGAAUUUAUCUUCA